Molecule: messenger RNA, 2163 nt
Organism: Dermacentor albipictus
Lineage: Eukaryota; Metazoa; Arthropoda; Arachnida; Ixodida; Ixodidae
Source: RefSeq, a predicted model, not a curated record
UGCGUGACGAUGUUUGCGUACGUGCAAUACCUAAUCGAUGGCAAGACGGCUGUCGUGAAGCACAGCGCAAUCACAGACUUCAAGCCCAAGAACGUCGCAGAUUUCCAGCCUACCAAAUCUUACAGCGUUUACUGGGCUGGAGAUGACAGCACAGACGGCGACUUCUAUGAAGCGCGGAUCCUGCAUCUCACUGAAUCGAUGGAGGAGAUGAAAGCAUAUAUGGAAAAGCGCCCCAGGAAGGUUGUGGUGGAUUUACCAAAAGGACGAAAGAGGAACAAAGAAAAGGUGGAGCAGUCCCAAAAAAAGUUGAGGACGGACGCACGCAAGAAGUCUGAGCUGGAGCUGGUGGACGAAGUCCUGCAGGACGACGAGUCCGACUUCGUCCCCAGAAGUGUUUAUACAGCUUUGCAGCUGGAGCUGCAAGCUGUGCAAAGUGAGCUUGACAGCUUGCGAGAACAAUUGAGGCAAAAUACUCAUGCAGUCUCCUCGGCACAGCAGGUUCCUCAAGAUCAAAGCAGUGCCUUGCUAAGAGGCACUUGCAUAUGUGCCGAGGAGCACUAUAAGGAGCUAAAGGAGGAAGUUCGGCAGCUUCGUGGCAUGAACAUGGAGCUGCAGAAGACACUGUCGUACAAGCUUUUUCAGAGUGAAAGCAGAGUUGUCUACGCCACAUCAUUUGAUGUGUCGGUACGGGCGCAGCCGGACCCUGUCACCCCUUUGAACAUUGGAGGCAAGUUCUAUCUUUUGCUCAGUUUGUGGUAUUUUGAUAUUCUAGGGUCCACAACCAGUGUUGUGCCUGCACCAAGGGUGCACUGUCAGACAGGACGUGCAAGACUCCCACUUCACAGGACCACCGUCCCAGAGGAGUUGGCCCACAGAGAGUCUGCAACUGUCCAACAGGAUGCUGCUGCUGAUGAUUCUCCAGAAUGUGGAACUCCUCACAACAAUGAUGCUGCAGCAUCAAACUUUGACAGAUCAGGAGAGUUGGAGUCUGUGGAAACCUUGGCGCCAGUACCAUUGGAAAAUAUAGGCGAUCUUCAUUGUGAGGAGGUUGCCGAUGCAGAUUUUCAGUACGGCAACUCGGAGUUUGUAAUAGGCUCCAGAAGAGAUGACGGAAAGGUUUAUGCAGGCAGCGGCUUCUGGGUGGACCAGAAAGCCUGGGACUGCUUGUUUAGUGCGUCGACAGACUCGAUGUUCUGCAGAAGCGCUGCUACCGUGUUGUGGACGGCAGAGCAAUUGAAGACGAGGAGUGUCACGGGGACCCUUUCAAACAAAGCCCGUUCCCUUGGCUACACCGAGGCAAAGCCACCACUCACGCCAGAAAAAAUCUCGUCUCUAAAGGCGAUGCUUGCCAUCUACAUGGGCGACGUUCCAAAGGAGGUGGCGGACAAGCGAAUGAAGAUGGUCCGCAAACAUCUGUCGCAGAAGCUUGGCGAUGUGCAGCGGCGUUGAAUGAAAGCAUCUUGAAUAAAUGUAUUAGAGCCUUCAGGUUCCCAGAUGUCACAGCAAUGCAUACUCUCAUGUCAUGGAGGAAGAGUACAAUUUAAUGAAGAGAAAGGAGGAGAGGUCGGCCUGGAGAGCCUGCCUCUAGCCUGCUACUCUUCCCUGGGGAAAGGGGAAACAGUAAAUACAGCGAAGGGUAGGUGGCAUAUGUGAUUAUGUUAUGGUACAAUGAGCUAAUAUAUACACGUCCAAUAUGCGGAGGCGCACUGUAGACGCAAUACACGCAAGAGUAAUCUUGUCCACAGAAUAAGUUAUCAUGCAAACCCAUUUUGCACUGUCUGCAUGUCUCGCAGGUUCUAGAGGCAAUCGUCUAAACCAGUCUCAUGUAGAAAGUUCAAGAGACUUCAUGGCACAUUGGGCACAGUCAACUCUUCACCACAUGCCCAGAAUCUUUUCUUCCUAAAAGGGGCGAUAGUCCAAGCAGUCAACACUAGACUUAAGUGUUCUUCGUUCGCCCGCUUAGUGAGGGCACACACAAAUACUUGAGCUAUUGUCUCGGGAGUGUGACAGACGCUACAGUGCUGAACACGAAGGCUGUGAUGUGCAAUUUUGUUGCCUUUGACCCUCCUGUUGCUUGUUGCCCAGAAAGAGUAAUAGAGCACCAACAAGAUGACAUGGGAUGGGACACACUCAAGCACAAGUGUGUUACCCAUUAUGUACUUG